AUGACCACAACAGCUCUGUCCAUUCAUGUCGCUCGAUUUGCCUCGCAAAUUCCACUUCACUCGCGCUUUGCCCCUCGUUUAUUUGCUAGAAGGUGCCCUCAGUCGCUCAGUCGUCGCAUUAGGCCGCGUUUCCACUUGGACCGCGCUUUGUCCGGCUCUCCUUACCUCUCCCGACGUCGCGGGUUUUGUGCUCUGGCCUCUGCUUAUGAAGGUUUAAAUAAUCAGAGGGAUGCGUCAGAUGAUAAAUAUGAUGUGAUUGUUGUUGGCGGUGGGCAUGCAGGAUGUGAAGCUGCCCUUGCAUCUGCUCGUCUUGGAGCAAAGACACUUCUUCUCACACUUAACAUUGAUCGCAUUGCAUGGCAGCCCUGCAAUCCUGCUGUCGGUGGGCCUGCGAAGUCUCAACUUGUACAUGAAGUGGACGCACUUGGUGGUGAAAUUGGAAAAGUAGCCGAUAGAUGCUACUUGCAGAAGAGAGUUUUAAAUGUCUCACGAGGCCCUGCUGUCAGGGCAUUGCGAGCUCAGACUGAUAAAAGGGAAUAUGCAUUAGAAAUGAAGAAAAUUGUUGAAAGGCAAGUUAUUUAUUCAUGUACUAAAACUUUUCAUUUUACACCUAACUUGUCAAUUAGAGAAGCUAUGGUUACGGAUAUUUUGGUUGGCAAGAAUGACAAUGUGGAAGGAGUUCAUACAUUCUUUGGCAUGAAGUUCUAUGCACCUUCUGUAGUUCUGACUACCGGCACCUUCAUGAGUGGGAAAAUUUGGGUUGGCAAAACCUCUAUGCCUGCUGGAAGAGCUGGUGAAUCAGCUUCACAUGGCCUCACCGAAAAUUUGCAGCAGUUUGGAUUUGAGACAGACCGGCUGAAAACAGGAACCCCGGCUCGCGUAGAUUGUCGUACAGUAGAGUUCUCUGGAUUAGAGCCUCAACAUGGAGAUGAAGAGAUAGGCUGGUUUAGCUAUGAUCCUGAGUACCAUAUUGAGAGAGAACAAAUGUGCUGCUAUCUCACACGUACUACAAAGAAGACUCAUCAGUUAAUCAAAGACAACUUGCAUGAGACCCCUACUUAUGGAGGAUGGGUAGAAUCUAAGGGACCUCGGUACUGCCCCUCCAUUGAGGACAAGAUUGUUAGAUUUCAAGAGAAAGAGUCGCAUCAAAUAUUUCUGGAACCCGAGGGCCGCACAGUGCCAGAACUCUAUGUGCAGGGAUUCUCAACGGGCUUACCGGAGAAGCUCCAGCUGCCACUCUUGAGAACUUUACCUGGACUAGAGAAUUGUUCAAUGCUUAGGCCUGCAUAUGCUGUGGAGUAUGAUUACCUUCCAGCACAUCAGUGUUUUAGGUCGCUUAUGACGAAGAAAAUUGAAGGAUUGUUUUUCUCUGGUCAAAUUAACGGAACAACUGGCUACGAAGAAGCUGCUGCUCAGGGCAUUCUUUCUGGAAUAAAUGCUGCUAGAUAUUCAGAUGGUAAAUCCUUAAUUGUUUUGGAGAGGGAAAGCAGUUAUAUCGGGACUUUGAUUGAUGAUCUGGUAACGAAGGACCUCAGGGAGCCUUAUCGGAUGUUAACAAGCCGCUCUGAACACCGGCUGCUCUUACGAUCCGAUAAUGCCGACAGCCGUCUCACACCACUAGGACGUGAAAUUGGCUUGAUAAAUGAUGUCCGCUGGAAAAUCUAUCAAGACAAGCAAGCGAGGAUUUUAGAAGAGAAAAUGCGACUGAAGACAGUCAGGGUGUCAGGAGGUGAUCUAGCUUCUGAAGUUAGUGAGGUUUCUCGUCAGCCGGUCAAGGAAUCAUCUACACUAGAAAGCCUCCUUAAGAAGCCACACGUGCAGUAUAAAAUAUUUGACAAGCAUGGAUAUGGCAAUCCUCUACUAUCUCGGGUGGACAAGGAAUGUGUAGAGAUAGAUAUUAAGUAUGAGGGAUUUAUUGUGCGACAGCAAAAUCAACUCCGGCAGAUGGCUCAUCAACAGCACAAAAGACUUGCCGAUGACCUUGAUUACUAUUCCAUGAAAACUUUAUCGCAUGAAGCACGUGAAAAGCUGUCUAAGGUCAGACCACAAACUAUAGGACAAGCGAGUCGAGUUGGUGGAGUUAGUCCUGCUGAUAUUACGGCCCUCCUAAUCAUCCUAGAAUCCAACAGAAGGAAAACACAGCAACUUAGGCAGCAUCAAAUUCAAAUGCCAGCCUCUGUGAAUGAGGCUGAUGACGAGUCAGGGAACCCAAUUAAAGAGGCAGUCGGUGUUUAA
Striga hermonthica is the source of this 2235-nucleotide messenger RNA. The record is from the annotation of a GenBank genome assembly. NCBI's taxonomy places the organism in Eukaryota, Viridiplantae, Streptophyta, Magnoliopsida, Lamiales, Orobanchaceae.